Thunnus maccoyii (southern bluefin tuna) is the source of this 5771-nucleotide messenger RNA. RefSeq names its product zinc finger translocation associated (gene zfta). The transcript is spliced from 5 exons. Lineage: Eukaryota; Metazoa; Chordata; Actinopteri; Scombriformes; Scombridae. Gene Ontology annotation, biological process: negative regulation of DNA-templated transcription. The coding region runs from base 534 to 2486 and encodes 650 amino acids. The record is from RefSeq and is a predicted model, not a curated record.
UUGCCGAACGAAACCGCCUCUAUCACCGCAUGAUUUUGUGAGAACAACAGCAUUAGUAUUAGCAGCUUAUCAGUAUUAGCGCCUGCUGCUCCGUUUGCCCCCCCGGGGUGGGUGUGCAUUGUCGACGCUGCUACUGUCUCUUUAAAUUUACCCAGGAGCCCCUUAAGGAGCCCCAGGGGCCCCUAGUCCGGCUCCCCACCCUGAAGACAAGCAGGAGCCUUAAAAUACAUUACUGGAGGCCUGCGCUGAGGCGAGCACACAGAGCCGGACGGAGCAGCGGGUCUAUUCGCAGCGGAAUACAUGACUGUGAGAUUCUAGGAAAAGUUAAGUUGGCUCCGCACAGCUCGGGCUCCUCAGCGAUGGGCUCGUUAUAGCGCGCCGGCCAGAUGCGUGACGAGCGGCGCCGUGCGUUGUGAACAUGUUACUGUUGUAACAUGUUGUUGUUUUUAGUGUGACAUGUCCCGCUUCAGCGCUACGGUACAGUGAAGGAAGGAGGAACACUAGCCACUAUUAACACAGCAGCCGGGCCAGUGAUGGAAGAGAAAGAAACGGGGGAAAGCGAGCCUGUGGACCUCCGGUGUGCCGAGCAGGCUGAGCUGCUCUCAUUAAUAAUAAGCGGAGAGGAGGAAGCGACGCGAGGGGAGAGUGACUUGGGAGAAGAGGAUGGUCUCGCCAAUGGUCAUGGUGAGGAAGAAUCAGAGGCUGGCAUGGUCACGCCUGUCAGAUCUCCAGGCACCAGCUACUGGAGCAUCACAGAGGGCCCCGACCACCCACUUCUCCUCUCCCCGGCCCCUGGGCCUUCUGGACGCAAACCCAGGGUCCAGCGGGCCUCACGUCCGGGCCUCAGCCGGAUUCCAGGCCGGGACCACCGCCGCUACUACCACGAGUACUGGCGCAGCGAGUACCUGAUGGACUUUGACCCCCAGCGGCAUGGGAUGAUCUGCAUGGUGUGCGGCAGCUCGCUGGCCACCUUGAAGCUCAGCACUAUCAAGAGACACAUCAGACAGAAGCACCCAGACUCCCUGCUGUGGAGCGCUGCCGACAAGGAGGUGAUCCGCUCGGGCUGGGAGAGCCACCUGAGCCUGGGGGGAGGUCAGAGGUCGUACAGUUCUGCUGCUGGACCUUCACCUCAGGGAGAAGAGGAGUCGUUGGACUCAGGCCAACAUGCUGCUGCAGAACCCCCGGACCCCAUUACACCCCAAGAGCAGCCACAGCAACCCCCCAGCCUGUCUCCUCACUCUGAGGCAGGUGAAGCCCCUCAGCCCCAGGAGGGGGAGGAGGAGCAGGACAUCCCCGGGCCAUCAGCCCGCACCCUGGAACGCUACCUGAACGACUCGCUGCACGCCUGGUUCCGCCAGGAGUUCCUGAUGGAGUACGAGGCAGAGGCUGGCCGGCUGCUGUGCAUGGUAUGUGGAGGCGAGCUGCCCUCACUUCACCUGGACCACAUCAAGAGCCACGUGCUGGACACCCACCCCAACUCCUUAGUCUACAGCUCAGAGGAGAAGCACUGCAUCCUGCAGGCCUGGGCUCAGACUCAUGAGGAGUCCGAAAACUCAAUCAAAUCAGAGCCCAACACCAAAGAAGGCGAGGUGGACCUCUUUGCUCAGGAUGUGGAGGCCAUCCAGAUCAACGCUGACUUGUACCCAGACGGCGAUGGCACAUUAACUCAGGACACUUGUCUUAUCGGUGAGGACGGAGGCGUUGGAGCUCCACAGCAGGGACCCCAGCCCCUCCGCCAGCCCAGGAAGAGGCGGCUGCGCGGGGGCAACCCGUGGCGGCUUCGCCUCGACUACCUGGUGGCUUACGGGCCUCAGGGCCGCGGCACCUUCUGCAUGGUGUGUUCUCAGGUCCUGCACGAAACCAAGGUCAGCAGCUUCCGCCACCAUAUCCAGGAAUGUCACCCCGAGACCACAACCCUGAGCAGACAAGAAAGGGAGGCCAUGGCUGCAGCCUGGACCAAAGAUUAUUCUAGUGAAGGCAUGCAAAUACAAGACGAAAUCAGCCCGAGUGAAGCUGAUGUCCUGAAUACCACAGGAGAGCUGAAUGAGGACAGCUCCCCUGAUGUCAGAACACCCAGCAAAAUGGUGAAGAAGGAGGAGGGUGUGAGCGGAGGGAAGGGCAAAGCGAGGGACAGCAGCGCCACAGCCACACCCUCUCGUCACGGCCAUUACCCCGGGAAGGACCAGCGCAGGAACUACCAGGUGCGCUGGAGGAUGGAAUACCUGAUGGAUUACGACUGCCGGAGACACGGGCUCAUCUGCAUGGUGUGUGGAGCCACUCUGGCCACACUGAAGGUCAGCACCAUCAAGAGGCACAUCCAGCAGGUGCACCCCCACUCGCUGGACUACAGCCCGGAGGAGAAGCAGCAGGCCAUGCUGAGCUACAACCAGAACGCCCUGCACUUCAUCCACUCUGAUGACUGCUUCUCCUCCCAGGACCACGGACACACUGAGCUGGCUCCUUCUCCAGCACACUUUGGCACUUAGAAAGGGCUUCCAUCUGUUGCUCCUCGUGUGGCCCCUGCUCAGAAACAGCCUCCUGCUGUCUUUCUUAAAGGGAAAUUCAGGUAUUUGUCAAUCGUCAGUCAUUUGACAUUUCCUAAAUCUCUACAAUAGAAAAAGUAAAAUGUUACCAUGACCACAUGAACACACAGGUUGUCAAAUACUGGAAUUUCCCUUUAAAUCCGGAUGUGAGAGCACUGCUGAGGAUAAAGUGGCAGGUACCUAAUAACAUAAAUUGUCAUGGCCCUAAAAAAAUCCAAGUCCAGUCUCAUUUGAAACUGAAUCCCUGUGUAAAACAGGACCAGUUGUUCCUGAGGACCUCAUGGGAUUUAGGAAAUGACCCCUCACAUCUGUGUGCACACAUUUGCAUGGAUAACCACAAUCUGGUUUUUGUUCAGAUUUAUCUACCAAAAACUUUCACCAAAUACCUCCAGUUCCUAUUAAAACCUAACAUACUGUGCUGUAAAUGACAGUAGCAUAGAAUAAGUUCAGCCUGUUGAAAGAUCAACAUUCUGACUCAGACGGGGCUUCUUCCUGAGUAAUUACAUGAACCCCUUAAAUUUGUGCCAAAAAAGCUUUUAAAGGUUUGAGUCAUUUCCACUGCAGCCUGACAACUACAAGCUAAGCAAGCUUUCAGAAAAAAAAUGUGCUUGACAGAUUACAGUCAAGCUCUACACCUCUACAGAUCACAUAAGGUCCUCAGGUAAAGACCUGAACAAACCUGCAUUUCUGACAUCAAAAUUUCAAAGUCAAAUCAAUCCAUUCUAAAGGAACUGGUGCAAUAGGAAGAAUUGAGUCGCAGAUGUUAAGUAAAUCCGCACAGAGCUUUAGUGUCUCUAGUGAACUUUGAGACAUGAAAUGGUGCUGUUGACCAAUACAAAACAGUUUCCUCCAAAAUAGAGGGAACUAUCAUACUGGCUGUGUUGCACCAUUUAGUUUUAUAUAAUUAUUACAUAAUUGUUCAGUUAAUGACCGAGCUAGCUAUCUUGCUAACUGGCAGUUAGCAAACCAGGUAGCUUGGUGGGCUAUUGUGGUUGGCCUAGCGCUAACGUAUUCCUGGCUAUUUAGCAUGAUACCAGUUAGCUCGCCAGCUACAGUAGCUUCUUCACCACCUACUCCGUCUCUGGUCUGACCAGCUACUCAUACUGAGAAUUGGGGCUUUUGUUCUGUUCUUUAAACACCCCCACCUGCCUGGACUUUGAUUUUUUUAAACCCCAAAAUGUUUUAUGUUUGUAGUCAUAGUAUUUCCUGCCUACUUGUUAUGAUUUCAUGUCCAGGAAGAAGUCUGGGUUUUGUUUCUGGUUGGGGCCAGAGUCUUACGCUCUCAGGAAGUUAGAAGAAAAAGAGUCUUCAGCAAGGCCGAGGUGAAUUAGUUUUACUAUAAUGUGUCUGAAGACAACACAGCACUUUGUCCCCAAAAAUGUACUACAACCCCCUUGCUUUCCUUGUGUACGCCCAGUUGAAUGAGACUGUGUUUGAUGUUAUUGCUUAAGACAAUGAAUGCCAGCGUGCAGUCAGUCAGAUCAGAUCUCUCUAGUCUAUUUAAUUCCUUGUUUACAGCAGAGGAGAAGGGCAUCCUCCUCUUACUCAUCCAUUAUAAUGAGAUAUGUUAUCUCUGUGUUAUUCACCGGCCUGCAUCCUCUCUCGUCACCCACAACCCAUCUUAGCUAAAAAGCUGCACAAAAAGAUUAUGUAAAUAUAUGAAAAAUUAUUUUCCUUUAUACAAGCACUUUUAUGCACCCUGGUUUCUACAGAACGUGUUUGUAACUAUGUCCAGUUUUUCUACUUCAUUCUACAACUCAUGAAAGACGUUGCUCUUUAAAGGCUGGAGAUGGUUCAUUGGACUUUUGCAUUCACUUUGAAAAGUUUUCUCCAGCUUUGAUACUGCUCAAUUUUUUCAUUCACUGUACAAAGUUUAUGCAACAAAAGAAGAACUUACAGCUGUCUGAGAAAGAAAAGUUUGCCAUGAAACGUCACUUCUUUACCUGGAAAAUGUAACUCAGGGAUUCUGUUUCCAUCGAAAACCAUUUCAUCAGUAAUCUUUAAGGAACAUCUGAAGAUACUGGAUACAUGUGUCAGCUUUGGUUUUAAAGGUGAUGCCGUAAAUACAGCAGAGCGUUAGGGCCACCGUUACAAUUACAACAAGAAAAAUUUCAAAUUAAAAGUCGAAAUAUUUAGAGGAAAAAGUCAGAAAGUUUUUACGAUAAAGCUAUAAUUGUGCAGGAAAUGUAACAGUAGAUAUUUCAGGGAAAUAAAGUGUUAGCAUUAGUAUCAUGUCCAAAUUUUGAAAAAAGGCAUCAGGAGGAAAAAGUCUCAAUAUUUAGAGAAACGAGUCAUAAUAUUUCGAGAAAAAAUGCAAUAUAGUGAAAAAAGUCAGAAUAUUUGAGAUGUAAUAUUAGAAUAAAGUCAUACUUUUGAGGAAAAAAAGUCAUAAUAUUACAAGAAAAAGUGAAAAUGUUUCAAGAAUAAAGUCAUAAUAUAUGUGAAUAAUGUAAUAUUUUGGGAUGAAUAAUAUAAAGAAAUAUUUAUUGGCCUGUCAGGAAAACAUGCACAUGUACUUUAAUAUAUCAAAUCUCCUCAUAACAUUCCAACAUUAUAUACUUCAAGUAUAGCAAACCUUGAAACUUUAUAUAGUAAUACUGACUUUUUUCUCUUAAUUCAGAUUUUUUUUCCUGAAAUAAUGACUCUAUUCUUAAAAUCUUCUUUUCUCUAAAUCAGGACUUUACUCUUAUGACAUUACAAUAUCUUCUCAGAAUGUUUUGAUUAUAUUUAUGAAAUGUAGUUUUCUUCCCUAACAGUGGCCGUAAUACUCACGUCUUACAUAAAUGUGAAUGACACAUGACUUCUAAAUGGUUCAACUUUUGCAGAAUAAUCAGAUUUGACAGAAUUUGCUCAGUUGAUGCUUUUGAUACAAACGUAAUUUAGUGAAGGAAAAGUCUUCCCAUGCUACACUCGUAUUUCCAUUUCAUUGGUCCACUUUGGGUAAGAAUAAGCCCCCACAUCACUCUAGAAGAGUCCUGACAUAGCACUUAAUAUUUAAAAUGAAGUAAGUUACAGUGAAAUGAAUGAUUUGUUGGAAUGAGAUACAGUAUGUGCUUGUGUGUAUGUGUUUAUAGUGUGUAUGUGUAUGAUGGUGCGGGGAGAGAUGCUAACCAUGACUCUGCUCCUCAUGUAUCUUAACUUUCACCUUGUCUGCUCACCUUUCAUCUGUACAUGGCCAACAUGUGAGAUAUGCAUUCUCUCCUCAACGAUCUUUGAAUAAAUACUCAA